Messenger RNA from Monosiga brevicollis MX1, 924 nucleotides. RefSeq lists its product as uncharacterized. The record is from RefSeq and is a predicted model, not a curated record. The coding region runs from base 1 to 924 and encodes 307 amino acids. Lineage: Eukaryota; Choanoflagellata; Craspedida; Salpingoecidae. Gene Ontology annotation, cellular component: plasma membrane; cell wall. The transcript is spliced from 6 exons.
AUGUUGUCGCGUUGGGUCGUGUACAGUCUGCGCGUGGUGAUGAACCAGGCGGUGAUCUACGCCGCUUUGGUCAAGGAUGAGCCGAUCAUCGGUAUUGAUGUCAAUGGCAACCUCUUCAUCAACACCUCAUCAACGGGCAACGGGCGGCUGCUGCUGAAUGGGGUUGAUGUGAUCCAAGAGCUGACUGAGUCACGCCAGAUGUGCGCCGGCACAAUAUCAAAGACCACAACAUUGCCUCCGACCACCACCACGGCCACCACCACGGCCAUCACCACGGCUGCUCCCACAGACUUGCCCGUCACGUACUCGGGUACAAUCGGUUGUGAGCUGGAGAACGUGCCUUCAAACGUUGCGUAUGUCAUGGGCAACGUUCGCCUGACAUCUUGCCCACUUCUGACGGCAAAUGAUCUCCUGCAAGUUUUUCGCAAGCUCGUCCAAGUGAGCGGGGACUUGAAAUUCGACUUGCAGAAGAAUGACGCUCUGACCAACGUGAAUGGGCUUGCAACUCUCACGAGCGUUGGAGGCUACUUGUACAUAAACAGUAAUGACGCCCUGGCCAACGUGGACGGCCUUGGCAGUGUCGCCAGCGUGGGCGGCCACUUGCACAUAAGUGGCAAUGCCGUUCUGACCAACGUGGACGGUCUUGGCAAUAUCACCAGCGUGGGCGGCUACUUGUACAUCAACAAUAACGACGGUCUGACCAACGUGGACGGCCUUGGUAGUAUCACCAGCGUGGACGGUUACCUGAAGAUUGAGGACAACGACGCCCUGACCAACAUGGACGGCCUUGGUAGUAUCACCAGCGUGGCCGGCGAUUUGAACAUUUGUUCAAACUCUCAACUUGACACAUCAAUGAUACCUGCCUCUGUUCGAUCAUUGGGCACAUGCCAACUCAUCACGAGCGGAGGUUGCAGCUCUUGUUGA